Molecule: messenger RNA, 348 nt
Organism: Zasmidium cellare ATCC 36951
Lineage: Eukaryota; Fungi; Ascomycota; Dothideomycetes; Mycosphaerellales; Mycosphaerellaceae
Exons: 3
Coding region: 1-348 (115 amino acids)
Source: RefSeq, a predicted model, not a curated record
AUGUCUUCAACUGGUUCCGGUCCUUCACCACCCAAUGCCCAUGGCGCGGCUCCAUCCCCAAACCAGACCAAGCUGAUCGACUUCUGUCGUACCCACGGCUAUCGCGCCCCCAACUUUCAGGUCGUCUCCGACCGUCGUGGCGGUCGCACAGCCUGGAGCUGCAUGGUCACGAUCCAAGGCACCCAGAUCCCCGCUCGAUUCUGGUACGAUGGCCAGUACGUCAACAACGCCAAAGAGGACGCCGCCGAGAAGGCCCUCCAGAUGCUCGGCGUCGUCCCAUCGCCUCCAGGUCCUCAGGUCCGCCAGCCUCAGCCUGGCCAGAUGUACGGCGCCGUCAAUAGCCAGUAG